This is a messenger RNA of Capsella rubella, 1575 nucleotides long. Its product is annotated as probable glycosyltransferase At3g42180. The transcript has 4 exons. Lineage: Eukaryota; Viridiplantae; Streptophyta; Magnoliopsida; Brassicales; Brassicaceae. The record is from RefSeq and is a predicted model, not a curated record. Bases 1 to 1407 code for a protein of 468 amino acids. Gene Ontology annotation, molecular function: glycosyltransferase activity.
AUGUUAAACGGUUCUUCCAAGAGUCUUUGCUUGUUAGGGUUUCCAUUGAUUCUUCUUCUGCUCAUAUUCCUAGUCUUUUCAUUUUAUCUUAACUAUGGAUCACCUCCACCUAAACAGUUCUUCUCUUCAGUUACUAUGUCCUCUCUUCUUGACCAUACUAAUGUAUUACAAUCCUCACCUUCUUCUUCAAUAUACUCUCCUCCGAUUUCGAUAAAGAGAAGGAGCAAUCUUGAGAGAAGAGAAGAAGAGUUGAGGAAAGCAAGGGCUGCAGUUAGAAGAGCCGUCAGGUUUAAGAAUUACACAUCAAACGAAGAAGUUACUUAUAUCCCCACAGGCCAGAUCUACAGAAACUCCUUUGCCUUUCAUCAGAGUCACAUAGAAAUGAUGAAAAGAUUCAAGGUGUGGUCGUACAAAGAAGGAGAGCAGCCACUAGUUCACGAUGGACCGGUGAACGAUAUCUACGGAAUUGAGGGACAGUUCAUUGACGAGCUCGGCAACAUGAUAGGCGGACCAAGCAGUCGGUUUAGGGCUGUCCGGCCAGAGGAAGCUCAUGUCUUCUUCUUGCCUUUCUCGGUUGCUAACAUCGUCCACUACGUCUACAAACCCAUUGCCUCACCUGCCGAUUUCAACCGAGCCCGCCUCCACCGGAUCUUUAACGACUAUGUAGAUGUCGUGGCUCGCAAGUACCCUUUUUGGAAUCAAAGCAAUGGCGCUGACCAUUUCAUGGUCUCUUGUCACGAUUGGGCUCCCGAUGUGCCGGAUAGUAAACCAGAGUUUUUCAAGGAUUUCAUGAGAGGACUAUGCAACGCCAACACAUCGGAAGGUUUUAAGCCAAGCAUUGAUUUCUCGAUACCUGAGAUUAACAUUCCUAAAGGGAAGCUAAAGCCACCGUUCAUGGGCCAAAACCCUGAGAAUAGGACGAUCUUGGCUUUCUUCGCAGGACGAGCUCAUGGAUACAUUAGGGAAGUCUUGUUUACUCACUGGAAGGGUAAGGAUAAAGACGUUCAAGUGUAUGACCACCUCACAAAGGGACAAAACUAUCAUGAAUUGACUGGUCAUAGCAAGUUUUGUCUUUGUCCUAGUGGCUACGAGGUUGCUAGUCCUAGAGAGGUCGAAGCCAUCUAUUCAGGGUGCGUCCCGGUUGUGAUAUCCGACAACUACUCGCUUCCCUUCAGUGACGUGCUUGAUUGGAGCAAGUUCUCAGUUGAGAUCCCGGUCGAUAGAAUCCCAGACAUUAAGAAUAUUUUGCAAGAGAUUCCACAUGACAAGUAUAUAAGGAUGUAUCAAAAUGUUCUGAAAGUAAGAAAGCAUUUUGUGGUGAACCGUCCAGCUCAACCGUUUGAUGUGAUCCACAUGAUACUUCACUCCGUUUGGUUAAGGAGGCUCAACAUUAAAUUGCCGUCUUGAUACUAAAUAUAAUGCUUUUAGCUACAACAAAAAAUAGUUGUCGCAUAAGAAUACCUUUUGUUUUUAGAUUUCUUUUACCAGUUCAUUUAGAAAAAUCUCCUUUUGAUGUGUAGACUUUUAAGUACUCAUAUACGUUGUAAACAAAUGUUAGAAUGAAAAUUUCAGUUU